CGUUCGCUCCGCUCGGAUCGGUGAAAUUUUCAGUCGGUCGUUCCGAUCGGCGCUCGGUUUCUCCUGCGCCAUGACACUGGUUCGAUCAAAGCGUAUAAGUGGAUAAUUUUCGUCGGAAACUCGCGAGAUGCCGUCGAGGUUUGAGAAAACUAUGGCGAAGGGUCCGGCCGGCGAGGAGCGUCAAGGGUGAUGACAAGGAUCGGAUUAUCAUAGUGGCGAGGUGCGCGGCCUCCUUCGGCGUCGAGGGCUCGAAGAUCGGCACGAAAACCUUUCUCAUACUCCGCGAAUGCGCGCUGUUCCGAUUGCCGCCUCUGACCCCUUCGAGUUCGUCGCAGAGCUCGACCUCCGGUCGGGGCAAUUACUGAUCUUCCGGGGACAUUUCCAUCCGUGGAUCGGUCUCGAAGCACUCGAGCAGAUCCUGGCUGGAAGAAGCAAGUUCGAGGGAAGAGUGAAAUGGAAAACGCCAGAGGCGUUGGAAUAAAUAGAUAAUUCGAUUUGUAAACGAGUGGUGUUUUGUUGAACAAGGAAUGCACGAGGAACCAAGCAAACGGAAAACUGAAGUUGAACCUGUGGAAGAGAGUCGGCAGGGUGCUGAACAGGCUGCGAAGAAAGGGGAUGAAGUGGCUGCGACGAAGCAGGAUGACGAAUUCAAUGGUCAGGCUGAUUUGAGAUCGAACGGUGCGACUUCCGGUGAAGGCGGUUGCGUCAGGAAAACUGAGAAUAGUCGCAAGAAGCAGAGUUUCAAGGAUUCGAAGGAUUGCGAGGCGGCAUCGAAGUCUCCGCCUGGCUGCUCCAAGUUCUGCAAGGGGAUCAAAGACGACAGCGACUCUCAAAUUUACAAUUUCACGGUGUGCACCUCGGCGAAGCAGAAUCGGUUGGCGUACAGGAUGAAGAGGAGCAAGAGAAGGAUAGAGGAGAUUUCUUACCAAGUGAAGAUCAGAACGAAAAAAUCGGUGAAGAUUCUGAAGAACCUCUGCAAGAGCAUCAGCGCGAAGAGGGCCAUUGGAUUCAGAUGCAACCUGAGGAAAUGCAACAGCACUCUGAUGGAGUGCGGCAAGACCUGCUCGAAACCAGACAUGCUUUUCUCGGCUGCUGGUAAAGAGAAAGCAGAGAAUUGCCACGGCGAGAAGCACCACGCGGAAACCGAGACGGUGGCGAAUCAAUCGGCAGCGAUCGAGACGAAUCGAACGGAUAAAUCGAUAGUGACGGUCGAGGAGAAGGAAACGAACACUUAAGAUCUCCGGUCGAUCGCAGCAAACGCACAAGUCCUGGAUCGACCAUCGAGUCAGAUUCGUUCAAGGUUCGGGCUACUGCGGCACAGCAGACGCACGACGACCACGCGGACUUAACCCUUUCGGUACGACCGCGCUGUCAGCCGUGAUACACCCACUGUACAGGGUGCCGCGCCGAAAAUGCUCACAUAGCACAGUGGGUCAGUCCACUUUUGUACGAAGAUUUUCUUAAGCAAU
Megalopta genalis is the source of this 1469-nucleotide messenger RNA. RefSeq lists its product as uncharacterized. The record is from RefSeq and is a predicted model, not a curated record. Lineage: Eukaryota; Metazoa; Arthropoda; Insecta; Hymenoptera; Halictidae.